AUUGCAUACCCUCACGACAGCAUUUGGUAAUCUCGCUGGGUUUGGGGGUUGUCAUUGCUGUUAAUAUUAUUAUUAGUAUUACAGCAUUACUGAAGGUUACCCGCGGCAGGACCGACCUCGGAGUGACUCAUCGAAAUCUUUUUUUUUUCAUUCAAGUAUCGCCAUCGUCAUCGUCCAAACCCCACAACUUCCUCUGAAAUUAUAUCCUCAAUCGUUUUCUUUCUACCGUAUUGUUAUCCAUCGGCCUCGCAUAUUCUUCGUGUUCUUCUCUCGAAGAGACCUGACAUUGUUUUGUCUCCUCUCCUUCACCCCACUUGCCCACUAUGCCUAUGCUCAAGGACCCUUCGACGAAAUACAAGCGAUCCCAACCCAUCAAGCUACCAAACCGCCAAUGGCCUGAUAAAACAAUCGACAAGCCCCCUCGGUGGCUGGCCACCGAUCUGAGAGAUGGAAAUCAGAGCUUGCCCGACCCCAUGGACGGCGACCAAAAAUUCCGCUUUUUCAAGAUGCUUGUCGAUAUCGGCUACAAGGAAAUCGAAGUCGCUUUCCCGUCCGCCUCGCAAACGGACUUCGAUUUUACUCGUCGCCUGAUCGAAACCCCCGGCGCUACUCCCGAUGACGUCUGGCUGCAGGUCCUGUCACCUUGCCGUGAGGAUCUCAUCCGUCGAACCGUUGAAUCCCUGAAGGGCGCCAAGAAGGCUAUCCUGCACAUCUACCUCGCCACCAGCGAAUGUUUCCGCCGAAUUGUAUUCGGAAUGUCUAAGGAGCAGAAUCUGGAGAUGGCGGUGCGCUGCACAAAAUACGCACGGUCCAUUACUAAAGAUGACCCGAACAACACCACGGAAUGGCAAUUUGAAUUCUCCCCGGAGACCUUCUCGGACACUGAGCCCGAGUUUGCUGUCACGAUUUGUGAGGCUGUGAAGGCCGCUUGGGGUCCCACUGAGGAUAACCCCAUUAUUUUCAAUCUCCCUGCCACAGUCGAGAAGUGGACACCGAAUGUGUUUGCAGAUCUGAUUGAGACUUUCUGCACAAACAUGACUGAGAGGGAAAAGUUCGUGGUUUCCGUACACCCGCACAACGACCGCGGCUGUGCUAUUGCUGCCGCCGAAUUGGCUCAGAUGGCGGGCGCUCAGCGUGUGGAGGGUACCCUGUUCGGAAACGGCGAACGGACAGGAAACGUUGACCUUGUUACCCUGGCCCUCAACCUUUACACUCAAGGGAUAUCGCCCAACGUUGAUUUCUCCGAUAUCAACUCGGUUGUCAAGGUCGUGGAGGAGUGCAACAAGAUUCCGGUGAAUGAGCGGUGGCCAUAUGGUGGUCAGCUCGUUGUCUGCGCAUUCAGCGGGAGCCAUCAGGAUGCAAUCAAGAAAGGUUUCAAGCUCCGCGAGUCCAAGGGUGCGAAGAAGGAAGACGAAUGGGAGAUCCCAUAUCUUCCUUUGGACCCCGAGGAUAUUGGACGAACAUACGAGGCCGUCAUCCGCGUCAACUCCCAGAGCGGCAAGGGUGGUGCUGCUUGGGUCAUCCAGCGUACCCUGGAACUUGAUCUUCCACGCUCGCUCCAGGUCGAGUUUAGUAAGAUCGUCCAGCAGCGCACGGAAGCUGUCAACCGGGAACUACGCCCCAGCGAAAUCGCAGAACUUUUCCAAGAGUCCUAUCACCUCAAAUCCAACCCACGCUUCAACCUAAUCGACUACGAUAUCACCACGGAUCGAUCAACAACACCCGGACCCGCAGAGCCCGGAAAGGCGGUUAACACGAAGAAUCUCAAGCGCCGCUUUACCGGUAUUAUCGAGAUCGACGGUAUUCAGCACGCCAUCACUGGAGUUGGCCCUGGUGCCAUCUCCUCGCUUGCAAACGCUCUCUCCACCCUUUCCAUUGACCUUGACGUUGUUGACUACAAGGAACACUCCAUUGGUUUGGGCAGGGACGUGAAGGCAGCGACAUACAUUCAGUGCACCUCGGCUGGUAGCAAGGAACAGGUCUGGGGUGUUGGUAUUCACCAGGAUGUUGUCCAAGCCAGUUUGAUCGCUUUGCUUAGCGCUGCUAGCUCGUUCCUCACUUCUCGUGCUGGCUCCCCUGCACCGUUCCGUCCUAUUCGUUCAUACGCCCUCUCAGAUGAAGAUCUGGAAGCCCUUGACAGGAUUUCUCGUCCGAACAGAAACAACGGUUCCGCAAUUGAGGUACCUAAUGGUCCGGCAAAGCCCAAAGUCAACAUUGAUGAAUUGGAAAGGCAAGCAGAGAAGCAGUAAAGCGCUUAAAAAUAAAUAUUUCUUUCGGGGUUUCGAAAAAAUGUAACUUGGGAUAUUAUCCAGUGCCAUUGAACCUUUUACCAACUGGAUAUUCUUUAUGAGACAAAAGGGAAGGAAACAAAAUAAAUGGCCGUCAUUAGGUACUGGUCUUAAAAGCAAAUAUUGUACAGUGGCUCUAUGCGUAAUUAAAUACCAUCA
Molecule: messenger RNA, 2447 nt
Organism: Monascus purpureus
Lineage: Eukaryota; Fungi; Ascomycota; Eurotiomycetes; Eurotiales; Aspergillaceae
Source: the annotation of a GenBank genome assembly